AUGGCACCUUCUCGCUCUCCCGCACAUGAAACUUCCUUCAAGGUCCAAACCACUCUCAGUGGUUCAUUUGGCCAAAACUUGCCGCAGACUCUAUUCACAACAAAGAACGCAAACAGAAUUACCAAGACACAGCCAUCAUCAAAACCAAAGUCUAAGUCAACCAAGUCCCUUUCUUCUCGUCGUGUUUUGACCGACGUGCUUUUGGCCAUUAAGCCAGAACACCUGGAAAACAUCGCCAACCGCAAGAAGAAUCACGAGUAUCGCAAAUAUCGGCUGCGCGACGGGGUCACACGAAUCUGGUUCUACGAGACACGUGAAGGCGGCGCGGGUCGAUCUGCUAUUACCCACAUUGCCGUUAUUCCUGAAUCACUGCGCCAUACCCCUGGCUCUGUACCUGAAGAGCCAUUCGGUAUUGGCAAUCAUGACUUCAAUGCCGGGUUGAAGCAAUCCAAGUACGGUUAUCCUGUUCUCGAACUCUAUGAGCUGGUUCGCCCGGUGACAUUAGCAGAGAUGAAGAGCCAGUGGGGGCUCAAUGCGCCUAUGGGUUGGCAAUACGUUGAGAGGCAACUGUGGGAGGAUAGAUGGGGAAUGGACAAUGAUAGAGCGAACAAAGUCAAACUUAUUUUUUAA
Messenger RNA from Penicillium angulare, 630 nucleotides. RefSeq lists its product as uncharacterized. The transcript has 2 exons. The record is from RefSeq and is a predicted model, not a curated record. Bases 1 to 630 code for a protein of 209 amino acids. NCBI's taxonomy places the organism in Eukaryota, Fungi, Ascomycota, Eurotiomycetes, Eurotiales, Aspergillaceae.